Penicillium manginii is the source of this 4101-nucleotide messenger RNA. Its product is annotated as ABC transporter ATP-binding protein. Gene Ontology annotation, biological process: transmembrane transport. The record is from RefSeq and is a predicted model, not a curated record. NCBI's taxonomy places the organism in Eukaryota, Fungi, Ascomycota, Eurotiomycetes, Eurotiales, Aspergillaceae. Gene Ontology annotation, cellular component: membrane. The transcript has 2 exons. Bases 1 to 4101 code for a protein of 1366 amino acids. Gene Ontology annotation, molecular function: ABC-type transporter activity; ATP binding; ATP hydrolysis activity.
AUGGGUGACCCAGAAGAAGGAAGCCACAGGAAAGAAGACAACGGGGCCAGAUUGGUUAGGUAUUUGAAAAAAUGCAUGCCAACGAAGCAAGGUAUUGGUAAAUUCUUCGCUUAUACUCGCCUUCUCUUCUCGCUGGACUACACCAAGACCGAUGUCCUCCUAAUUCUCGCCGGCUUCUUCUUUUCCAUAGCCGCCGGAAUUCCAUUUCCACUGUUGGGAAUCGUCUUUGGCGAAUUGAUCAAUGAUCUCAACACGGCCACUUGCUCGCCAUCCGAGAAUGUCGAUACCAAUGUGGCAGAUGGCGUACAGAAGAAGGUGCUAUAUGUGAUUUACAUCACAAUUGCCAAUUUCUGCUUCAUAUACAUCCAUUGCAGUUGCUGGAGUUACAUCAGUGAACGUAUUGCAAGGAGAUUUCGCCGACGUUAUUUCGAAAGCAUCAUCAGACAAGAAACGGGCUAUAUCGAGGGUCUUCCAGCAGGGGAUGUGAUCUCCCGACUGGUCAGCGAUAUUGAGGUGGUACAAUCAGGGACAUCCGAGAAGGUGGGACUUGUUAUUUCCACACUCUCGUACUUUGUCACAUCGUAUAUCGUGGCCUUCAUCAAAGUACCGCAGAUUGCUGGAAUGCUAGUCUCGGUCGUGCCGUGCUAUUUUCUCAUGUCAUAUGUCGGUGGCUACUACAUUAAAAAGUAUGCGGGUCGCAUCGCAGAGCAUGUCAAUGCUGCGACGUCUAUUGCCUCAUCUAGUCUGUCACAUCUGACCCUUGUGCAUGCUUUCAACUCCCACGACCGCUUGGAGAGGCUGUAUUCCGACCAUCUUGCCGGAUCAAGAAUGGACGCACUUAAAAAAGCAGGAACGCAUGCAGCCCAACUAGGUCUACUCUACUUCAUCGCCUACAGCUCAAAUGCUUUAGCCUUCUGGGAAGGCUCUCGCUUGAUUGCAGAUUCCGUCGAAGCAGGUGGCUCUGGAACAUCCGUCGGUGCAGUUUAUACUGUGAUCUUUGUUCUUAUUGAUGCCUCUUUUAUUCUCAGCCAAGUCGCUCCAUUUGUCCAUGUCUUUGCAGCUGCCGCUGGAGCAUCUGAUAGACUUCUGACCGUCAUCAACCGCGACUCACUGAUUGACGGAACAUCCGAUUCUGGUGAUAAAACAGCACCAUUUGAUUCAGAGAACAUAACUUUCCAGAAUGUCAAAUUUACCUAUCCAUCUCGCCCGGAGGUACCGGUUUUACAGGGAGUCGAUUUUGCCAUUCCUCCCCGGAAACAUACUGCGAUAGUCGGCCCUUCUGGUGGAGGGAAAUCAACCAUCGUUGCCCUUCUUGAACGUUUCUACGACCCCGAGUCGGGGGGUAUCUAUAUCGGAAAACAAAAUUUUCGUGACUUGAAUGUGCGCUACCUGAGAGGAAAUAUUGGCUUCGUGCAGCAAGAGCCAUCCCUACUUGAUCGGUCGAUCUUGGAAAAUAUCGCAUACGGUCUGGUCACCUCCGCCUCGGAACCCCAUAUCGCUCUCGCUCCCUUUAUUCUUAAUUCAAGCCUAGCGGAUCUAGCAGAAAUGAUGCGCAUCGGCUUAUCUGAGAAAAAUGCACUUGAGAACCAUGACCCCGAAGUUACCGAGAUUAUGAGACUGGUCCGAGAAGCUGCAUCUAGCUCAAAUGCGCUCACUUUCAUCGAAGCUCUUCCGCAUGGCUUUGCGACCAGCGUAGGAUCCUCCGGUAGCCAAUUGAGUGGUGGUCAAAAGCAGCGUAUUGCACUUGCUCGGGCUCUUGUCCGGGAUCCCGCACUUCUUAUUCUUGAUGAAGCGACGGCGGCCCUGGAUUCAACCAGCGAACGCUUGAUCCAGGACGCGUUGGCGAAGGUGGCCCAACGUGUUACUAUGGUGUCAAUUGCUCAUCGCCUAUCCACUGCGAAAGACGCUCAUAAAAUUGUGGUUAUACAAAAGGGGAUUGUUGUUGAGGAGGGGUCUCAUACUGAUCUGGUUGCCCAAGGUGGCUCCUAUGCUGAGAUGGUUCGUCUCCAGAACCUUGGAAAGCUAAGUCCUGCAGUAUCAAUAAAAUCGGAUUUGAUUCGUGAAGCAAGAGAAGCAGAAAACAGCGAAAAUCACACAAUCGAUACGAAAGGAGCUCUUCUUGAAGCUCGUGGAAUCGACGUCACGGAUGAAACGAUAUUUACUGCUCCCAACGGGAAUGGGACCAACAAAAAGGGAAAGCCACAAAAAAAGGGCGAAAAAAGGAAGCGGAAACGCUCAGGCUGGUUUACCACAAAAUUCACAUUUACGCUGCUUCGCCCCAAUAUGCAGUUUGUGCUGCUAGGCCUGGGCAUGUCUAUUGUCAUUGGCGCGAGUUAUACAGCGGAAGCUGUCAUCUUCGGUCAUACAGUCGGUAGUCUAAGCCCCUGCAUUGGAGCAGAUGGUAUCCGACAUGGCGGUCACCUCUAUGGACUUCUGUUUUUCAUCGUGGCACUUAUCGAGCUCUCAGCCAACGUGAUAGGUGGAUGUGCCUUUGGUUGGGCGGCUGACAAGGUCCUUUAUCGUAUUCGCGUUUUGUCUCUGCGAUCUCUGCUAGGCCAAACCAUUCCAUGGCAUGGAAUGGAAGACCGGACCCCAGAAAUUCUCCUCGCAUUCAUUACGGGAGACGCAACUUCGCUAGGAAACAUCACGGGAACGACUAUAGGUUUGUUGCUAGCCACAGCCGUAAACCUGGUGGCUGGGCUCGUCGUUUCCUUUAUCUUUGCAUGGAAAAUUGCCAUCGUUCUUGUUCCAGCUAUUCCAGUUCUCCUGCUAGCUGGUAUGAUGAAGCUCCGAACACAGGCCAACUUUUCUGAGCGGCACCAGAAGGCGUUUGCACGGGCGACUGCGGUCACAGUGGAGGCCGUUGACAACAUUCGAGCUGUAUCGGCAUUCUCGCUGGAAAAACAGUCCUAUGCUGCGUUCGAGCGGGCAAUGAAAGCUCCCUAUCGUGAGACCCUUCGUUCCAUCGCAUUUGGUAACGUUUUUCUGGCCCUUGCCUUCAGCAUUAGUAAUCUUGUUUAUGCAUUGGCGUAUUGGUGGGGUACUAAGCAGAUCACGUCUGGUGCCUAUACCCAGGUGCAAUUUUUCAUCGUGUUACCUGCUCUUCUAUUCAGCACUCAAUCUUGUGGACAGAUGUUUGCUCUCGCCCCAGAUAUCUCGAAGGCAGGGAUUGCUGCCUCAAAUAUCGCUGAGUUGCUUACCACUCGGUCGGCUGACGAGGAAUUGAUGUUUGAGAUCUCGACAAAGACCAUGGCCAACGAUCUUUAUCUUUUGGAUGAAAAGAUACCCGACCCAGAAGCGGCACACCACGAAGAGAGAGCCCCAAGCUCCCCAGGUGCUCCCCCCGCAAUGACUGGUAUUGGUGCCGAACUGCAAAACGUUCACUUUGAGUACCCGUCACGACCAGGUCAGCCAGUGCUUUGCGGCCUGAGCCUCAGGAUAAAAGCUGGCCAAUUCUGUGCCCUGGUUGGCCCGAGUGGCUCAGGCAAGUCCACAACAUUUGCAAUGCUAGAGCGAUUCUAUCGACCAGAAUCAGGCGCCGUGAUCAUUGAUGGCGUGGAUGUGACGCGGCAGCUAGGAACAAAAUUUCGCGACGAUAUCGCUUUAGUACCCCAAGAAAACGUGUUGUUCGAAGGCACCGUCGCCUUCAACAUUGGCCUUGGCGCUCGGCCUGGCCACGAGCCCACCCAAGAGGAGAUUGAAAAGGCAUGCCGCAUGGCUAACAUUCACGAAGUUAUCGAGGCCCUACCGAAGGGCUAUCAAACACAAUGCAGCCACGACGGAAAACAAUUCUCCGGUGGACAGCGGCAACGGCUUUCGAUUGCUCGUGCUCUGGUCCGUCAACCGCGCAUGCUGCUGCUUGAUGAAUCCACCAGCGCUUUGGACGUGGAAUCCGAAAAAAAGAUCCAAGAUGCGUUGGCUACGCUUGCCGGGCGUACGACAAUAAUUGCGAUUGCUCACAGGCUGAAUACCAUCCAUCGAGCAGAUUGUAUUUAUCUCAUUGAAGAAGGCCGCUGUGUUGAACAAGGGACUCAUGACGAACUUGUCCAGUGCAGCGAGACGUACAGGACGAGCGUUAUCCACCAAUCUUUGGAAACAUGA